GAUUAAGCCACUGCUGCAGCAUCAGAAGGGGUUUAAUCUAGGAGAAGCAGCAGCAGGGAGAGACACUAUUUCCCAGGCUCUAUCUUAACUAGUGCCAGUUCUUUUAUUUGACUGUACAAGAACUGCUGGGCAUCAAGGACACAUACAAGAGGAUAGAAUAUCAAGGAAGGAGGAAAACAGAGCUUCUUUGACUGGAGCAGAGAGAUAAAUAAAGCAUCAUAGUGUCUGCUGCAGACACCAGACACAGUCAUUAUGACCCAGGGCAAGCUUACAGUCGCAAACAAGGCUGCUGAAGCAGGAGAGAAGCAGUAUGGCACUUCAAGUGGAGAAGCAGGAGGGCCACCGGCCCCUCCCACCUAUGAGGAGGCCACUGGCGCAGGUGAGAAAGCGGGUGUCAGCGGCAGCCCCUGUUACAGCGGGGCUUAUCCUAGUGACGGGGAGAUGCUCACAGAAUUCAGCUGGAGUGAUAAAAACAUCAGACGGAUCUUUAUCCGCAAGGUUUACGCCAUCUUGAUGAUUCAACUUCUUGUCACUCUUUCCAUUGUGGCUCUCUUCACAUUCUGUGAACCAGUGAAGAACUACAUUCAGUCCAACCCUGGAUGGUACUGGGCUUCUUAUGCUGUGUUCUUUGUCACAUAUAUUACACUCGUCUGCUGUCCUGGACCAAGGAGACAGUUUCCAUGGAAUCUGAUCCUGCUCGCCAUCUUUACCCUCUCUCUCUCCUACAUGACAGGGAUGCUAUCCAGUUAUUACAACACCAAGUCAGUGGUGAUGUGUUUGGGUAUUACUGCUAUGGUCUGUCUUACUGUCACUCUCGUCAGCUUCCAAACUAAGUUUGAUGUGACAUCAUGCCAAGGUGUAUUGUUUACCUUCUGCAUGGUCAUGAUGGUGUCUGGACUGGUCCUGGCCAUCGCAUUGCCCUACGGAUAUGUGCCCUGGGUGCAUGGUGUCUAUGGUGCCUUGGGAGCGUUACUUUUUACCAUGUUUUUGGCGUUUGACACCCAGCUACUGAUGGGGAACAAGCGCUACACAAUAAGUCCAGAGGAAUACGUCUUUGCCACUCUCAACAUCUACCUCGAUAUUAUCUACAUCUUCUCCUUCUUCCUGUCCCUGUUCGGAACAGAGAGGACAAACUGAAUCCACCUCCAGGCCAGCAUCUCAGCUUUUCCAUCCAAACACGGCCCGUAUUCAUAGUCUCAGAGUAGUAGUGCUGAUCUAGGAUCGGCUUUGCCAUUUAGAUCACGGUGAAAAGUGUCAUACACACAGGGGGGAUAUGAUCCUAGGUCGACACUACUCGGAGACACGGUAUGAAUACAGGCUCUGAUCUCACCAUCAAGAUGUACUGUACACAACCUAUUGAUCCACUACUUCUUCCCACAGUCUCAGCUUAGUGUGAUUUUCCUUCCCCCUCUAGCAUGAUAUGGACCUAUACUACUUUAUUGUCUGCUUAGCUGUCAAUCUCCAGAAUGUACAGUACUUUUCACCUAUAGGUUCGGCGAUCUAUAGAAUUACAUUGCUAACGGUAGAUAGGUGUGAAAAACACAUGCAAAAUACUGAGUCUGUUUAAAAGCUAGAACUGUAGGUGUUUUUGUGUUAUGCAGUAGUGAUGUCCUUGCUUUCUCCUGUCUUUUAACAACAACAGUCAUGAAUGACACUACUCUACAGGAGAUUAUCACCUCUUAUGAAGAGGAACUUAAAGUAUCUGCCCUAAAGGCAUGAAUAUCUGAAUAUCUUUCAGUGUAGCAACAUAGACAUCAUUGUGCUUAGUUCAUCAGUAGUGCACUAGGCUACAUCUAAUUCCAUCAGUGCAUAACACAUUGUGAUGACCCUCAGCUUUAGAGUAGAGAGAGAGAGAGAGUAAAUUAUUACUUUAUUGAUCCAAA
Salvelinus namaycush (lake trout) is the source of this 1883-nucleotide messenger RNA. Its product is annotated as protein lifeguard 2-like. NCBI's taxonomy places the organism in Eukaryota, Metazoa, Chordata, Actinopteri, Salmoniformes, Salmonidae. Bases 253 to 1137 code for a protein of 294 amino acids. The record is from RefSeq and is a predicted model, not a curated record. The transcript is spliced from 12 exons. Gene Ontology annotation, cellular component: Golgi apparatus; membrane; endoplasmic reticulum. Gene Ontology annotation, biological process: negative regulation of apoptotic signaling pathway.